AUGGUCCUUAAUCUGUACCCAUGGACGCGACAUUCGACAAGAGUGGCCCUUGAUGUUGUCCGGAACGUCCUCCGCUCCAAUUCCAAACCCAUGGCCACGCAGGACAUCUACAACCAGGCCAUACAGCAGAAGGUGGCCGACGCGGAGAGCACUACGGGGAUCCUCAAAGACAUGAGAAUUCCUCAGCCUCCCCACCCUGAGCAUCCAAUACGCUCUAUGAGAUUUCUGAAGCGGACUAUUCUUCCAGACCUUGUCAAGCUGAAAGAGGUCGAAAAGAUCCACACUUUGCGUGAGUUGUCCUCCGAAGAGGUUGAACAACGACUCGCGUCCAUGACCAAGGCGCAGCGCGCCCACGCCACGAGCAACUCGCUCACAUCCACGAUGGACACCUGGCUAUGGCAAAUCAAGGCGCACAAGCCCACGGAGAAGGAGCAGGAGGUCGAAAAGAAAGAAGUAUAUGGAAAGGAAGUCGGAGUAGGCGAGGAUUGGGAUCACCUGAACCGACGAAGGCAGCGUGCACGAGAGGGCAAGGUUGGGAGGGAUGUCAGAUGGAUGCGGACGCUGCAGCGGGCACGAGAUGGGGCCUCGUCGGAUGUUCCCACUUCUGCAUAG
Heterobasidion irregulare TC 32-1 is the source of this 612-nucleotide messenger RNA. RefSeq lists its product as uncharacterized. NCBI's taxonomy places the organism in Eukaryota, Fungi, Basidiomycota, Agaricomycetes, Russulales, Bondarzewiaceae. The coding region runs from base 1 to 612 and encodes 203 amino acids. The transcript has 2 exons. The record is from RefSeq and is a predicted model, not a curated record.